CAUUUCAUCUUUUCCCCUGGGGUUUGCAACUCUCUCCCCAGUCUCGGUCACUGCCUUUGGUUGUACCACUUCCCUCUUCUCCUCCCCUGCACCUCCCUCAUCUUUCCUCUAUGAUGACAUCGCCCUGGGGAAGAGAAGCUGAGAGGAACUCAUCGCUCAGCUAGCUUCAGGAGCCAUGACAUCAUCUCUACCAUGGAAAUUCCAUUCACUGUCCUGUGCCCCCACAUUUGUCCCAGGCCUCGGAGUCCCUAUAAAGAGAGGUUCCCAACUCAGUAUCAGCACAGGGCACAGCUGGGUUCUAAAGCUUCUGAGUUCUGCAGCCUCACCUCUGAGAAAACCUCUCUUUCACCAAUACCAUGAAGCUCUGCAUGACUGUCCUGUCUCUCCUCGUGCUAGUAGCUGCCUUCUGCUCUCCAGCGCUCUCAGCACCAAUGGGCUCAGACCCUCCCACCGCCUGCUGCUUUUCUUACACCGUGAGAAAGCUUCCUCGCAACUUUGUGGUAGAUUACUUCGAGACCAGCAGCCUCUGCUCCCAGCCAGCUGUGGUAUUCCAAACCAAAAGAGGCAAGCAAGUCUGUGCCGACCCCAGUGAGACCUGGGUCCAGGAGUACGUGUAUGACCUGGAACUGAACUGAGCUGCUCUGGGCUCAGAGACAGGAAGUCCUCAGGGAAGGUCACCUGAGCCUGGAUGCUUCUCCGUGAGACGCAUCUUCUCCAUACUCACGACUCCUCUCCGCAGCUCCUGUUCCUUCUCUUAAUUUAAUCUUUGUUAUGUGCUGUUUUAUUGUAUUAGGUAUUAUUUCCAUUAUUUAUAUUGUUUAGCCAAAGGAUAAGUGUCCCCUAUGGGGAAGGUCCACUGUCACAGUUUCUUUGCUGUUGCAAAUACAUGGUUAACACAGUUGAUUCCCUGUGUUUUCAUAAUAAAACUUUAAAAUAAAAUGCAGA
This is a messenger RNA of Sapajus apella (tufted capuchin), 945 nucleotides long. RefSeq names its product C-C motif chemokine 4-like. Bases 357 to 635 code for a protein of 92 amino acids. The record is from RefSeq and is a predicted model, not a curated record. Gene Ontology annotation, molecular function: chemokine activity; CCR chemokine receptor binding. Lineage: Eukaryota; Metazoa; Chordata; Mammalia; Primates; Cebidae. Gene Ontology annotation, cellular component: extracellular region. Gene Ontology annotation, biological process: cellular response to type II interferon; monocyte chemotaxis; positive regulation of ERK1 and ERK2 cascade. The transcript has 3 exons.